This is a messenger RNA of Suillus bovinus, 243 nucleotides long. RefSeq lists its product as uncharacterized. The transcript has a single exon. The record is from RefSeq and is a predicted model, not a curated record. NCBI's taxonomy places the organism in Eukaryota, Fungi, Basidiomycota, Agaricomycetes, Boletales, Suillaceae. The annotation marks the transcript as partial.
AGUAGGAGCUUGGAAGAACUUGCUGUCACAUUUAUUUCCGAGACGAUAGAAGGCAUCAAACCGACGGUGCUCAAACCCGCGGUGCCCUUAAACACACUACAGCUGGAGAUGUCGCAAAAGCAGAAGAAGCUUGAACAGUACAUUACACGAAGCAAGGAGCUUAUUGCGGAGCUCAGCCAGGCGCAGACCAAGGAAGAGAAAGAAAUCAUCAUGUGCUCUGUUCGUGAGUGGAGUAGGUAUGUG